Molecule: messenger RNA, 3336 nt
Organism: Aspergillus vadensis CBS 113365
Lineage: Eukaryota; Fungi; Ascomycota; Eurotiomycetes; Eurotiales; Aspergillaceae
Product: ankyrin repeat domain-containing protein
Exons: 10
Coding region: 1-3336 (1111 amino acids)
Molecular function (GO): protein binding
Source: RefSeq, a predicted model, not a curated record
AUGACCUACCUCGACUUGAGACACCACCACCAGACUUGGGUUAGCUCUCGACAUACGAUGGACACGAAUGCUAAGGGUAAAUUUUUCUCUCGACCUUGGGUACGAAAAUCGAAGGGGAAGUGUUCUCUAUCAUUCCAACCAGAUAUUGUUGUUCAUCAUGACCUAGAUGGACUGGAGUUCGCUUGCGAGGAAGGUACCGGACAGUUGGUGUCCUGGUUUGAGGACAUCCUCAUAUCCGAUUACCCAGAUGCCCACAUUCUUAGCUUUUAUCCAUCACCAGAUGCUAUUGCCAUAAGUCUAUUCACGGUAUACGGUUUCCGGGCCCAGGCUUGGGAGUUGUUGAGCUUGAUUCAGCGGGAAAGAGAGGACAAGCAUUCCCAGCGUACAGAAUCAGAAAUCAUUUUUCUUGCUUCCGGGGUGGGCAGCCUCAUUGUUGAACAGGCGUUAGUGAUUGCUCACCACAAUCAAAGGUUUAGAUCGAUUAGACACCAAGCAUCGUUCAUUCAAUAUGGAUGGGGGAUCACGACGACAUUGUCCCACGUGACUACAGCUCUGGAAGAAAUUCAUAGUUCCUUUUCUUCGGUUGCUGGGCGAUACAAGACAGCUACAUCUGAGAAAGUAGUGGCUUUUCGGGCAGAAAGAGCAACCGAGGAAGUAUUGAAUGAGUGGCAAAUUCUAUCAAGCCGAAUCAGGCGUUUGACAAUUCCAUUUUCAGUUGAAGCCUCGGUCGUGCUGAUUUCUAGUAUAUCAGAUUCUCAACAAUUGUCGGACGCCCAUAAUGCCGGUGUUGCCCGCAACCUGAUACUCUCCAGCUCACAGGUAUUAAAGGUCCUAGAGAUCAACGAGACUUAUUUGUCUUGGAGAGAUAAUGGUAAUUCUGAACUACUAUGCGUCUACGGGGGUGAGAUAACCGCAAGUGCGCCGUUAAGAGGUCUAUCAGCGGGAGAGGCCGUGGUUACAGCUUACUUAGCGUUUGGGGAGGUUCCAUACUUCAAGAGAACAAUGUCGACCAUCUUGGAAGUGCUGAUAUAUAGGAUCCUGGCUACUGUUGUUCCUGCCUUUGAUAUCAUUCAGCCCAUUCUAGACUCCUUCGGAAUUUAUAUGUGCGAAGACGAGAUAAUAGAUCAAUUAGAAGCACUUGUGGCGUUGGCGUUGGGCCAUGCCCGAAGUUUGUCCUGCAAAGUGCUUGCCACCAGCCAACCUCUCAACAAUGCAACAUCUGGGAAAGCAACUGUGAUAAACCUAAACCCACUGAUGUUGCAGCGUCAAAAUGUGGAGUAUAUUAUCAGACUCACGAUUCGAAACUUUGGGACACAAACCUGGGGCUUCGCGGAGCUUGAGCAGCUAAUUGUUAAUGCACUUCCGGAAUCAGCGACACCUUCGGAAAUCGAGAUGCGACUGCAAGCCUUAUUACAUGUUAAACCACUGCCAGAACUAUAUUCAGAGAUACUGGGUCCACCGAGUGCUCUAAUGCCGUGGGUGCGCAGGGCUUUGUCCUGGAUGACGCUUAGCUUCCGGCCGCUUGACAUACAGGAACUAGCCGUUGCUGUCGUAUGCCAGGGCAGCCUACCAUAUCAGGAGAUGCUUCACCAUCUACCUCUAGAUUUCGAGGGUGAUCUAACACGUGCCUUGGGUCCGCUGGUUGAUGUUCGCAACGGCCAGCUUAUGUUUGCAAACGAAUCCGUCAGAGAAUAUAUCCAAAAUGAGCUCACAGCAAAGCUGAACUCUGGUGGCGACUAUAGCUGCGAUGUUUUAACGCACGCCAACUUGACUCGUAGCUGUCUCACAUAUUUGAAACACUCUGGGGUAGCUCAAGCGGGCCCACGAGAAGGAUGCCGGACUUCCUGGGAGCAGAGCGCAUUGGAUUUCAGCGAGUACGCAGCACGAUACUGGACCUACCAUUACCGCGCAACAGACAACAGAAACGUACUUAUCCGUGACAUACUGGACUUUUUAUCUCAGGAGAACUGUAGAAAUCGUUGGGCAGAGUGGUGGCGGACCGCGCACUGUUUCGACAGCAUAGACUGCUUUGAGUGCACCCCACUUACUCUUGCUGCGGAACAUGGCCUAUGCAAAGAAAUGACUGAGGCAUUAGAAAUAGCAUUGCAAUUCGGCCACCUGGACGUGGCCCGUCAGUUGCUACUCGAAACGAACCCAUCAAAUAAGUCACUAACUCUUGCCAGUAGAGCAGGGGAUACCGAACUGGUCACUAAUAUACUUCAAAAGCUCGGUGCUCCGGCAUGUACCUGCCUUGAGUCACUUCAAGCAGCAGUUAUUCGUGGACAACUUCAGACAAUUGAUAUAUUGCUGCAGCUGCUUCCAGACGUAUCAUCAGCUCUCGAAGAUAACCCCUCUCUGUACCUCGACGCCAUCAGGUCAGGGAAAACUGAGGUCGUGGAACGCCUACUCGAUGUAGGACGUGCACAGUUACCGGUGGAAAUUGGAUCAAAUUUGCUUCGCUUGGCUGCCCGGCGUGGCGAUAUCGACAUUAUUCGCUUGAUCCAGGCCGAAGGCUCCAGUACAGACUGGAAAGAUGAAAAUUGUUGGACGAUAUUACACCAUGCUGCUGACACUGGGCGUGCUAACGUCGUCACAGAACUUAUAUCAUCAUACGACCCUGAGGCCAAAGAUGAUGGUGGAAUGUCUCCGUUACAUAUCGCUUGCAAAAACGGCAGCAUAUCGACGUUUAUUGCACUUGUGAGGACGAAUAAACUUAGCUUCAAUGCGCCUACCGCUUACGGAGACCAGCCAAAUCAUCUGGCCGCGGCGGGAAACCACCUCCAUAUUGUGGUACGUCUUGUGCAACUGGGAGCCGAUCCAAAGAUACCGAACCGCAAAGGGUUUACGUCGUUGCACUUGGCUGCUCAAGCGGACCAUCUCGCGGUUGUUCGGGAACUUAUUCGUCGGAUAGGAGACCCGCCGUCGGCUAAUGUGGAGGAGGGUGCCGACAGUCGGGAGGCUUGCAAGGAUCAUACUAGCAGCCGUGGUGACGAUGAGGAAGACAGAGGGGAAGCAGAGAACAGUAGCGAUGGAGAAUCCAAGGAAGAAGAAAUUCAAAACUAUGGGCUCGAACCAAUCCCAUUAAAUUUGGCAGCCUUGAGAGGCUACGGUGAUGUAGUAAGGGAACUUCUGAAGGCGCACGUUGACAUCAAUUUCGGGAACUGUAAUGGGAGUACUCCACUACACCUGUCAGUUCAUCACGGGCACACAGCUGUUGUAAAGACGCUGCUUGUUGGCGGCGCAAAUGCAAGUCUCUGCCACCUGCAUGGACGUUUGCCGCUUCAUAUAGCCUCGAAGCGGGAAUGUUUUCAUUUUCCGGGCCCUCCAAAAGUCUGA